AUGGCACAGCCCCACAUCCUCCUUGUAACAUUUCCCAGUCAAGGCCACAUAAAUCCCUCCCUCCAAUUCGCUAAGCGCCUUAUCGGUCUCGGCACCCUUGUAACUUUUGCUACUAGCAUCUCUGCUUUCAAGCGAAUGGCCAAAACCCCUGAGCGAGAUGGCUUAUCCUUCGCAACCUACUCGGAUGGCUACGACAAUGGAUUCCCUCCGGAUGGCGGCAUGGAUGGCUACAUGGCUGAACUCAAGCGUCGUGGCUCCGAAACUCUUGCUGAUUUAAUUGAAUCAAGUAAGAAAAAGGGUUGCUUUUUUAACUGCGUGGUUUAUACAGUAUUUAUACCAUGGGUAGCAGAGGUGGCGCGUCAACAUCACAUCCCAUCGACACUUCUUUGGAAUCAACCUGCCUUUGUUUUUGAUAUCUACUAUUAUUACUUCAAUGGUUACAAGGAUGUCAUGGAAAAGAGUAUGAAUGAUCCCUCAUUGUCAAUAGAACCCUUCAAGUGCAUACAAUUUCGCAAUCCGGCAUUACAAGUGCAACUACAAAUCCUUAGUGAAGAAACCAAUCCAAAAAUACUUGUAAACACCUUCGACGCUUUGGAACCUGAGGCGUUAAGAGCUAUCGACAAAUUUAAUUUGAUUGGAGCUGGGCCUUUGAUUCCUUCUGCUUUUCUAGAUGGAAAAGAUCCGUCUGAUACUUCUUUUGGAGGAGAUCUUUUUCAAGUUCAUCAAGAGGACGAGUAUGUCAAAUGGCUGAACUCUAAGGAUAAAUCUUCUGUGAUCUAUCUAUCAUUUGGAAGCAUCUAUGUAUUAUCCAAGAGACAAAUGGAGGAGAUUGCUCAUGGCUUGUUAGAUAGCGGCCGCCCGUUCUUAUGGGUUAUCAGAGGAAUGGGAAAGGAAGGAGACAACGAGGAAGAGAAACUGAGCCGGGUCCCCAUGGUGGCAUUUCCUCUAUGGAGUGAUCAAUUGACAAUAGCCAAGCUUAUCCAAGAUGUGUGGAAGACAGGGGUGAGGGUCGCGAAAAAUGAAGAAGGGAUAGUUGAAGGUGAUGAAAUUAAGAGGUGCUUGGAUUCUGUUAUAGAAGAGAAAAGAGAAAGGAUGAGAAAGAACGCCAAAGAAUGGAAGGAUUUAGCAAUGGCAGCUACCAAGAAAGAUGGAUCUUCGGACAACAAUCUUAGAGGAUUUGUAGAUGAUAUUGGAAAAGUUUGUUGCUAG
Molecule: messenger RNA, 1209 nt
Organism: Dovyalis caffra
Lineage: Eukaryota; Viridiplantae; Streptophyta; Magnoliopsida; Malpighiales; Salicaceae
Source: the annotation of a GenBank genome assembly